Paecilomyces variotii is the source of this 827-nucleotide messenger RNA. RefSeq lists its product as hypothetical. The transcript is spliced from 2 exons. Lineage: Eukaryota; Fungi; Ascomycota; Eurotiomycetes; Eurotiales; Thermoascaceae. The record is from RefSeq and is a predicted model, not a curated record. The coding region runs from base 363 to 827 and encodes 154 amino acids.
CUUCCUAUGACGGGGAGAGUGAAAACUCAGGUUAGUAUCCGAAACGUCAAACAGUUGUGUAGCGAUCUAUGGGUCCUCGAGAACUGUUUGCGAUAAGAGGGGCUCGUUAUUCGUCAAUGGCUAUGGAUUGAUACAUACGCAUGACAAAGUAACAUGCAGCCAGCAAGCAGCAUCUGAUACCUUUCUGAUAGACCAACAAGAGUGGCGGCUCUUCGUCCAUAACAAAGGCUUCGGAACCAACCAUAUAAAGACACAAGCACGGCCUAUUUCUUUUGAUACCGAGCACCGACAUAAGAUUGACCUCACCUCAAUCUCCCUCAGAGGCCAGAAGAUCAAGUGGAAGUUCGAUUCGCUGGAGGAACAUGUGUCUUAAGUCUCUCCAAGACCAGAAUUAUAUCUGCAUUUUUGGGGGCCAUAUCCCCGCUGAUAUGGUCCGCCCUGUCAUGGCACCGGUGAGGUUUCUGUCGUGCAUAGCGUUCACUGACCGAGGUCGAGAAUUGACAUUCAAUAAUCAGAUGCCAGGAGUCCGCUGCCCGAAUUGUGAAAGUCGAGGCGAGGAGGUCUGGGUCAUCCCAGGGAAAAAUUGCCAUGUGUGCGUGAACCACGGCAAUCUAGGCAUAGUAGAUAUGCAACAAAUAGCCGCGCAGUCCGCGUGCUUUGGCCAACCGAGGUUUUUCCAUGUCGACAAGGCGAGUCACAAGGUAUUCAGAUGGAAGAGCAAAGAAUGGCAGCUCGUUUUGAAGGGGCUUGAUGAUGCGAAUUUUUUGCUGUCAGGGCAAAUUGCGCAAGCGAUGGCUCUAAUAACUACCUACCGAAUCAGUAUCUGA